CGCACCAGCCGAGGUGCCCACACAUUGCGGUCCCCCAGGUGGUCACUUCCGGGUGGCGGCGGUGGCGCUGCUGUCGCUGUCGCCUGUCGCGACAGGGAGGUGGCCCGGCCGUGUCUGGGGUCGCCGGUCGCUGUCGCGAUGAGGGUGGGGUUGGUGCUGCGGCUCUGCGCGCGCCCGGAGCUCCGGUACCAGCAGGGGCAGAGGCCGGGGCCUGGAAUCCGCGAGUAUUUUUAUUACGUAGAUCACCAUGGCCAGCUUUUCCUGGACGACACCAAAGUCAAGAAUUUCGUCACCUGCUUCAAAGACGUCGCGUUCCUUUCCUUCUUCUUCCGGCACCUGGAGCGGAACCGCGGCGGGCGCUACCGGCAGCGCUUCCCCUUCGUGUCGCGCUGCGGCCGCGAGCGGAAUUUCCUCCGCUGCUCCGACCUGGCCGUGGUUUUCACCCAAAUCCUGCCCGGCUCCCGCGGCCGCGCCCUCCUGUCCUACUGCGGCGGCGGCGCCGAGCUGACGGUGCCGUUCCGGCCGGAGGCGUUGGCCGUGCUCCCGGAGAACGGGCGCCUCUAUCACCCGGCGCCGGAAAACGCCGGCGGCGUCGGCUUGGUGCGUUCGGCGUUGGCCGAAGAGUUGAGCUCGGCGUUUCGCUUCGAGGACGGGCCCGAGAAGCCACCGACGCAUUUUUGGUGGGAAGGGAAGGAGUAUCGGCUCUCCGGGGAAAUUUUGGGCGUUCUGCGGGCGGAGAAAUCGGCGUUGGAGGAGGAAGCUUCGGUUUCCGCUUCCUAAAUCGGUAAAAACGCCCAGAAAAUCCCGAUCGGCUCGUUGCCUCGUUCAUUAAAUCGUUAAUUAAUUAA
This is a messenger RNA of Vidua macroura (Pin-tailed whydah), 848 nucleotides long. It is a transcript of the gene C1H8orf82, whose product is annotated as chromosome 1 C8orf82 homolog. The record is from RefSeq and is a predicted model, not a curated record. The transcript has 3 exons. NCBI's taxonomy places the organism in Eukaryota, Metazoa, Chordata, Aves, Passeriformes, Viduidae. The coding region runs from base 139 to 780 and encodes 213 amino acids.